AUGGCAAUGUCAUUAGGAAAUGAUGCAUCAAUUUGGUCAUGGAGUGAUGCUAAUGGUCGAUUACAUCAAAAUAUUGUUGAUAAUUAUACACUUCAUUUAUUAUCUGAUUAUUUGAUUAUUCAACCUAUGAUACGUGAUGCAAAAGAAUGUCUUGUUAUUGAUCGUACUAAUGAAGAAAUUCAAAUUCAAAAUAUUUUACCAAAUGUUGAUGGAGCUAUAAGACGAUCCAUUCAUGGUAUUAUUGGAAUAAUUAAUUUAAUAUCUGGUCCAUAUUUAAUUGUUAUAACAUCUAAACAACGUAUAGGUGAUAUUAAUGGACAUGCAAUUUAUAAAGUUCAAACAACUGAUAUAAUACCGUUUGCACGUAAUAUGUCUCAUUUAAAUGAAUAUCAAAUAAAAUAUAAUACAAAAUAUUUAUCAAUGAUUGAACUUGUUUUACGUACAGAAGCAUUUUAUUUUUCUUAUUCAUAUGAUAUAACACAUACAUUUCAACGUCUUCAAUCAUCAUCAGCUGAUUUUUAUUCAAUGCCAUUUAUUGAACGUGCUGAUCAACGUUUUGUUUGGAAUCGUUAUUUACUUAGUUCAUUAAUAAAAAAUAGAACUACAGCUCGAUUUGCUUUACCACUUAUUCAUGGAUUUGUUGCACUUCAUACACUUAAUAUUAAUGGACGUUCAUUAACUUAUGGUGUUAUUUCAAGACGAAGUACUCAACGUGCUGGUACAAGAUUAUUUAUUCGUGGUAUUGAUGAUGAUGGUCGUGUGGCUAAUUAUGUUGAAACAGAACAAAUUCUUCAAUUAGAUGAUGUUGCUUGUUCUUAUGUUCAAAUACGUGGAUCAGUGCCGUGUUAUUGGACACAAUUACCUGAUCUUCAUUACAAACCAAAAGUAACAGUCUUACCAUCUAAUAAUCAUUUGAUUGCUUUUCAACAACAUUUUGAAGAACAAGAAUAUUAUUAUGGCAAACAAUUUCUUAUUAGUCUUACCAAUCAUCAUGGUGCUGAAGGAAAAUUAAAUGCAAAAUAUCGUGAAUUAUAUGAAGCAAGUCAAAAUAAAUUCAUUAAAUUUGAAGAUUUUGAUUUUCAUAAAGAAUGUGCUGGUAUGCGUUAUGAUCGUUUAACAAUACUUUUAGCUCGUAUUAUAGCUGAUCAAGAUGAUUAUAGUUAUUUUGCCGUAACUAAAAAUGGUAUUUUACAUUGUCAACAAACUGGUGUAUUUCGUACAAAUUGUAUUGAUUGUCUUGAUCGAACAAAUGUUGUUCAAAGUUUAUUUGCUAAAAGAAUUUUAGAAGAACAAUUACAACGUUAUAAUGUUACUCAAUAUCGUGAAACAAUUGAUUCACAUAAACAAUUAAGUAAUAUAUUUAAAAAUGUUUGGGCUGAUAAUGCUGAUGUUAUAAGUCUUCAAUAUGCUGGAACUGGCGCAUUAAAAACAGAUUAUACAAGAACGGGUCAACGAUCAGCAAUGGGUUUAUUUAAAGAUGGUUAUAAUUCAUGUAUGCGUUACGUAUUAAAUAAUUUUUUUGAUGGUUUUCGACAAGAUGGUAUUGAUCUGUUUUUGGGUAAUUAUCGUGUAUCAUCUGAUGAAGGUCGUACACCUGAAUCAUGUCCAAUUAGUAAAGAAUUAAGUAAAAAAUUUUUGGCAUUACCAGUAACAAUGUUUCUUGCUUUUUCAAUGUGUAUUAUUAAUUUAUUAAUACCAGCUUCAUCAUUUCGUGAACAAAUGACUUAUGUUUUAUUUUGGGGUGCCGCAACAAUAUCAACAUUAGCAAUAACAAUUUUUUGGGGACAAGAAUUAGUUGAUGCACCAAAACUUUAUUCCAAAGCUAAACGAGAUUAA
Rotaria sp. Silwood1 is the source of this 1836-nucleotide messenger RNA. Lineage: Eukaryota; Metazoa; Rotifera; Eurotatoria; Philodinida; Philodinidae. The record is from the annotation of a GenBank genome assembly.